Molecule: messenger RNA, 1481 nt
Organism: Aspergillus caelatus
Lineage: Eukaryota; Fungi; Ascomycota; Eurotiomycetes; Eurotiales; Aspergillaceae
Product: putative LaeA-like methyltransferase
Exons: 4
Coding region: 359-1303 (314 amino acids)
Source: RefSeq, a predicted model, not a curated record
AUGGAAACUCAGCCCACGAGCCGGAAAGCCACGCUACUGUCAGUGGAUCCCUCGUGCCAAAUAGUGUUUCCUUUAGUGCGCAUUCCGAGACCUUGGGUCAACGGUUGGAGUGGUCUUAGUCCACUUGCUCAGGAUCAUCUUGGUCUAGGCUUCGAAAAUAGAGUCAGGGGGCCUUUUCUCCCCCUUCGUUACCCUUUUGAGGGUUGUGCAUGGCCAUUGACGUUUUUGGCCUGCCUUACCCAUGGCUUGACAUGUGGAGAAUGCAGGGGAUGGUCAUGACGUUAUAUGUAGGAAUUGUCCCCGGUAUCUUGGGUGUGAGCACAGUCGUUUCUUUCCCUCGGUUUUUAGCCAGUGAUUCAUGAUGGUUGGUUUUGUACAUACUUUGUUGUUAAGGCUUUGGCGUCGACUUAGGAGGACCCUGGCCUGUAAGGGCUCGGUCUCUCCAGAUGACGAGGUGUACCUGCUUAAUCGCAGUCCCAAGGAAUCUGCCAGGCUCAAUGCCCAACAUAACUUUCUCGUCGACUUAAUUGGUGGUCGAUCCAUUCAUCCUGCCAUCCCUUUAGAGGAUAUCACAACUAUAGCAGACGUUGCAACGGGGACCGGGAUAUGGCUCUCGUCCCUCAUCACGGCCCUCAAACCACAUCCUACCAAUCGUCUUUAUCUCCAAGGCUUCGAUAUCUCUCCUGCCCAAUACCCCCUCUACAAGGAUAUUGCACCCACUCAUGAACUUCACCUCUCCACUUAUGACAUGCGCAACCGGUUCCCCCCAGAGCAUAGAGGCCGAUAUGAUUUAGUACAUCUCCGGCUUCUCGUCGGUGCCCUCAAAGAAGAAGAUUAUCCUCAGUCGAUGCGUAACAUAUAUGAGCUUCUAAAACCAGGAGGCUACCUUCAAUGGGACGACUGCGACACGACUGCGUUCUCUACCGCCGAAUCAUCGCCUGAUCCAUUCAUUCUCCGCAUGCAGGAGACUGUCGCGUCAGCAGCUGUGAACCUGGGCCUAUGUCCGACGGCGCCGGUGCUGAUCGAGAAGCUAGCCAAACUAGUCGGUUUCGAGGAUGUAUCCCGGCAGUCGUAUAAUACCAUUGAUAAGCCGUAUCUGCAUAAUUCUGCACGGGAAUGGCUGGUCCAGGUCUUGCGGUCAUUGCUGCCGAAGUCGAUGCUAGGGACCGGAGAGGCAACGGACGAGAAAGAUGCCGUGGAACGGACCGAGCGGUUAGUGGAAGAGCUGGAGAGUCGCUGUCAGAAUGUUUUGCCGGUGGUGAAUCUGCAUGUUGUUCUUGGAAGGAAGCCUUUGAAGGGUUGAUUUUGAGCGUUGCAUUGACGAUGAUACGAGUUUUAUACUGGGUCAGAUAUGGUUGCAUUCCUUGAUUGUUCUUUCCAUCCUGUGUUACUAAUACAUGCAGCGGUUAAUAACUAAUGUAUCAGAGUGAUAUAUAUGUAUAUACGAUUAAAUCACACAAUGCUGACGAUUCUCCACGACA